Messenger RNA from Mycena indigotica, 1656 nucleotides. Its product is annotated as MFS general substrate transporter. Gene Ontology annotation, molecular function: transmembrane transporter activity. Gene Ontology annotation, biological process: transmembrane transport. The record is from RefSeq and is a predicted model, not a curated record. Bases 1 to 1656 code for a protein of 551 amino acids. Gene Ontology annotation, cellular component: membrane. The transcript has 10 exons. Lineage: Eukaryota; Fungi; Basidiomycota; Agaricomycetes; Agaricales; Mycenaceae.
AUGGAGAAACACACCCAAGACGAAACCUACCUCGUCCCCCAAACCACUGCUGGUGCCACUGGCAAACGGGACUUGCGUUUUUGGGGCGUUAUUGCCGCCAUAAUGGUCUCAGCAUUCACGUCUGCUCUUGACUUGACCUCCGUGUCGACAGCUCUUCCUGUGAUCACCCGCGAGCUCCAUGGGACUCAGUUCGUAUGGGUAGGAUCUGCAUAUGCCCUUUCUUCGACUGCGUUCCUUCCAAUGAGUGGCGGCGUCGCUGAGGUCUUUGGACGACGCAUUGUUAUGAUUGCGGCUCUCUUCUUCUUUGCGCUUGGUAGCGUCCUGUGCGGCGCCGCCCCCAGUAUGAACUUUCUCAUUGUCGGAAGAACGAUUCAGGGUCUCGGAGCUGGGGGCCUAACCUCUUUGACCCAAAUUGUCCUUUCUGACCUUGUCUCGCUCAAGGAUCGUGGGCUUUUCAGUGGUUUACUGGGUCUCGCAUGGGCCAUAGCCUCCUUCAUUGGGCCGGUCAUUGGCGGGGUCCUAGCUGAUCAUGGUGCAUGGCGCUGGCUCUUUUAUCUCAAUAUAUUCACGUCCGUCUUCGCUGCGGUCUUGGUUUUCCUGUUCCUUCGCCUGCGGACCCCAACGGGAACGGUGAAAGAAAAGCUGAUGCGUAUUGAUUGGAUCGGCAAUCUGCUGGUAAUCUCAGCCUCCAGUGCAGUCAUCAUCGCCCUCACUUGGGGCGGAAUCCAAUACCCUUGGUCAUCUCCGCGAGUCCUCACUCCAUUGAUCCUUGGCACAAUUGGCUUGAUUGGCUUCUUCGUUUAUGAAGCCAAUGUUGCGGUGAACCCCAUCGUGCCAUUUUCCCUCAUGUCAACGCUCACUGGCUUAAGCGGAUAUCUUCAAACCUUUGUGGCUUCGAUUGUGAUGAUAGCAACGAUUUACUAUCUCCCAGUCUAUUUCCAGGCUUGCCAUGGCUCGUCUCCCACUGCUUCCGGUGUCGACACAUUUGGCCUUGGUUUCGUUAUUGCGCCGAGCAACAUCGUCGCUGGCAUCACUAUUGCACGCACAAAACAUUAUCGUCCUCAACUCUGGCUAUCCUGGAUUAUUGUCAUGAUCGCUGCUGGGCUCCUGAGUACACUCCACGCGGAGAGCAGUCGCGCGAGGACCAUCGGAUAUGAGGUCUUCAUCGGUGUCGGGAUCGGUAUUCUGACAACGGGCACCUACUUCCCCGUUCUCGCACCGCUGCCCGUCUCGGAGAACGCACACGCCUUGGCCUUUUUUAUUUUCACCCGCGCAUUUGGCCAGGUUUGGGGUGUCACCAUCGGUGCCGCGGUCCUCCAAAACUACCUCGGGCGUCACCUUCCUGCUGCAUUUGAUGGCGCAUUCCCGCAGGGCACCGAGAUCGCGUAUGCAGCCAUACCACUCAUCAAAACGCUCCCCCCGGAUCUGGCUCAAGCUACGAGGGAAGCAUUUGCCAGUGCUUUGAGCGUUGUUUGGCUGGUGAUGAUUGGAAUUGCCGGCCUGGGCCUUCUGACGAGCCUAUUGAUGAAGCAUCUCACGCUCCACGGGGAGACCAAUGAAAAAUGGGGUGUGGACGACAAAAACAACUCUCCCAUUAGCCCUACUGCUGACUCGGAGAGCGGAGAUGUCGAGUUGAUAUCGUCGGAUAAGCAUUAG